AGAUGGCUACAUCGGCAUGGCUGCGUGGCCCAUCUGCUAUGCGACUAACGGAGGGUUUGGUGUCGGUUCUGAAAGAGCAGCGUCCAGAGUAUUUACCAGCUCUGUUGGCCAACUACAGAGAACAUGGAGUGUUCCCGACACAGGGCGCGAGCGCCGUCGGUGGUCUCGUGGGUUUUAGCAACGCCAAACUGGCCUCGAGCAAGACCAGGUUUGAGGGGCUCUGUCUGCUUUCCAUGCUGGUUAAGGACAGCUCCAGUGAUCUGUUCCAACAGCACUGCCUGUCCUGGCUGCGCUCCCUGCAGCAGGUUAUACAGUCUCAGGCUCCAAUUCAGACCAUCCAGCUAGCAGUGAACAUUCUGAAGGACGUGCUGCAGUACUCAUCCCAGCUAGCAGAGCUGGCCAGGGAGGUCGGCCUGAACUCCAUCCUUGGCAUCCUUACAUCUCUGCUGGGCCUGAAGACAGAGUGUGAACUGGCAGCCAUGGAGGGGAUGACGGCCUGUAUGACCUACUACCCCAGAGCCUGUGGAUCCCUCAGGGACAAACUGGGGGCUUAUUUCCUCUCCAAAAUGGACAGUACAAACAAGAAAACACAAGAGAUGGCCUGUCAGUGUUACGGCCGCCUGCCCUGCCUGGGGGGCCUGUUGGACAGAGGAGUGGGUGCUGGCAGAGCUGAAGGCUGGACCAAUCAGAUUCACUGCCUACUGGCCUCAGCCAAUGACCUACUGGCUCAGAUCUAUCAGGGAUCUGAAGCAGAUGGAACAGUGCAAUAUGAAGGUCCAGGGGUGGAGCUGGCCUUUCCUCAUCUUGACCAAUCAGAUCCCUUGCUGCUGCUACAGCUCCAGCACAGAUACACAGCUGUCUGCCUGGCACUCAAACACACACUCAGGGUGGAUCCAGCCUCAGCUGUCCGUCUGCCCGUCAGACCAAUACUCAACCUGGUGUGCCGAGCCCUCGCUGUUAGCUCCAAGAGCAUAAAUUUAGCAGGAGAUGGAAGUGUGAGGUUGCUGGUCUUGCCCAUCAUACACACCAACACACUGGAGGUCUUAUCAGCUCUUAUCACAGCUGUACGCACCGGCAUGGUUCAGUACGCUGCUGUACUACAGAGACUGUUUUCUCAAACCCUGUCCACCUGGAUGCCUCUACCUGAAGCUAGUCUGGGACAGCAGAGAGCCUACAGUGCACUGCGGGUGUCAGUGUACAGAACCUUAGAGCUGUGGGGGCAGGUGGCUGGAGCCUCUGCUAGCAUACUGCAGGGAAGCCCUGGUCACUCAGAGCUCCUGUUCAGCCACCUGCUCGGUGACAUCACACCAGGGGCGGAGUCUGUCAAGCUCCGGGUUGGUCUGUCAGCAGAUGUGGUUCCUGGAGGGAAGCCUGGCCCGCGGCGGACAAAACCAUUAGUUAUAGCGGACUCAGUUGGACCAUCACUCCAGAGGAAAGGAGACCUUCUGGCCAAUCAGGAUACUUGCCUUUCAGCCCUCAGGGCACUGCGACAAAUCAUACUGAGCAGUGGUACACUGCUGAAGGAUGAUAUACACAAGCGUCUCCAUGACGUGGUGCUGCCGCUGUGUGUGCGGCUCCAGCAGCAACAGUCCAGCAGCAGCACUUCAUGUGAGUCUGCAGGGGGCACCAGUGGGCAGUACAGCAGCGCCCUCACCCGACGAGAGCUGUACAGGUUAUUACUGGCUCUGGUCCUGGUCCCAUCACCCUGUUGGCCUCCGCCUAUGACCUGUGCUGUGUCCAUCCUCAGCAACGGACGCACCGACCGUAACCUCAAGGUCUCUACAUUCUGUAGUGAGGCUCUGACCAUCUGUAACUCCCUCCUUCACCCUCGCACUCCCUCCAUUGCCCUCCCCUUGCCACCCCUCACCCUGAAAACUACCCCCACCGCCCCAGUUCUGCCCUCCUCCCAGGGAACUACCCCCGGACUCACUCUCCCAACCCUCCUAGGUCCUGCCCCUGGUCCUCCUUUUCCUACUCGCCACUCCCUUGGCCUGGGCCCCACUUCCCUGCUGGGUUCUCUAGAGAACCAUCUCUCCCUGGUUCCCGGACUGCAGGGCCCAGCCCCCACCCCAGGAGACAUGAUCCUGUCCCCGCAUGCACACCACCAGCAGGACCCCACUGGGCUGGGCCCCCCAGAGGGGCAGAGACCCGUAUUUGUGCGCUACGACAGGGAGGAGGCAGAGGAUGUGGAGAUCUCUCUGGCCAGCGACUCCGAUGACAGUGUGGUCAUCGUUCCUCCGGGGAUGCUUAACUUCGAGAACCAGCAAGACGAGUCGGCAGUGGCAAACUCUCAGACCAUGGCCUCUGCUGCACCAGGAAGCGCUCCGGUCUCACUACCAGGAGGAGCAGAAUCUGUCACCAUGGUUCCCACCACAGCAGCAACAACAACAAUGGAUGCGGUCUCGCUCCCCAACGACCUUGCCACCUCCUCCCCCCUUCUCACUACCUCCACUGCCCCUAUCAACUCCUUCCCUCCUUCCGGCCCCUCGGUGGUCUCUCUGGUUCCACCUUUGAACUCCAACGCACUCACAGCCCCUCCUGGUCUGGGGGACUCGUUGUCUGGCAGGCCCCAGCUCCAGCAGAUGCUGAUGCAGCCUGCCACGCCAGGCCAGCCCGGCCCCAUGGGUCUACCACUCCAGAUGCACCAGCUGCAGAACCAGCUGAGCCAGCAGGGACGGCACCUCCACCAGCACCAACCGCCACCCGGUAGCAACGAAGACUCCGGCGUCAUCAACAUCAACAGCACUGAUGACGAGGAGGAAGAAGAGGAGGACAUGGAGGAUGAUGAGGAGCUUGAAGAGGAUGAAGAAGGGAUGGAUGAGGAGGAUGAGGAGGAGGAGGAAGUGAGUGAUUUUGCCGAGGAAGAGUUUUAUGAUGGGGAGGAAUAUGAGGAUUAUGAUGAAGAAGAGGGGGAAGAGCUGGAGGAAGAGGAGGAGGAGGAGGACGAUGGGGAUAUACCUCCACUGGAGGGAGCAGAGGACAAGGCUGGGGAGGUAGGGAUAGAGGAGGGGAAGAUGCUCCGAGCAGUGGUGGACGAAGGAGGGAUGGGUGGUUUCAGUGUGGAGGGAGAAGCAGAAGGAGGGAUAGAGGAGAUCCAGACCAACAGAACACUGUUCGGAGAGGACAGGAUGAAGGUACAGGAGGUGGAGAGCAUUGGAGUCCUGGAGGAGGCAAGGGAAGGGGCGGUGGAGGGAGUGGGAGAAGAGGAUGAAAGUGAAAGGAUGGACGACCCCACCAUGCCACAGAUCCUGUGUGUCACCGGAGGAGCACUGGAGGAGAGAGAGGAGGCUGAGGAGGAGGAGGAGGAAGAGGAGGAGGGGGCGGAAGCAGGAAGAGGAGAUGGAGGCGGGCUGGAGGAGGAGUCAAGCUUGUGGGAGCAAGGAGCCAAUGAGACUGAACCGAUAGCCGCAUCAGAAGAAUGCAUAACCAAUAAGAAUCAGAAGGAGUCAGGAGCUGAACCCACACAGGAAGCCAGCGUGAGUGAAACGCAGCCGCCCACCCAUCAGGAGGAGCAGCUAGCGGCUGUACAAGAAGGAGAAAUUGCAGUAGCAGAUCCUGAAACCUGUACGGGCCAAAAUACAAAACAGCAAGAGGAGACAGAUGCUGAGAAAGGAGAGAAAAUACAACCAAAGCAGCAGCAGACGGAAGGAGGAGGAGAGAGUGAUGGAGAAGAGGGAAAAGGAGUGAAAAGGAAGAGGGAGGAGGUGCAACGGCAGGAGGAAGAAGAGGCAGGGCAAAGCACAGAGAAGAAAAAGCUGGAUGACGAUGCCAUGGCAUCCAUGUUGGCUGAUUUUGUCGCCUGUCCUCCUGAUGAUGAAGAUGGCGCCUCCGGAUCAAACCGUGUAUAAACAUUUGCCAACCUGAACUGAUGCGAUUUUGAAGUUACCGUGGAUACAAUAGAUACUGCUAGGAUACUGGAUCAUGAGUGACAUUUCCCAGGUUUAGAUACCUCAUACAACGACUCUCAUGUCAUUUUUUACAUAAUUUCAGUGUUCAGAUCUUACUGGCAGAAUGCGGCUUCCAGCUGCUGUCUGUCUUUUAACAAUCUUGCCAGCUUGAAGUUACAACAUGUGGGGCAUGGAGAUAUUUGGCGAAAGGGAAGUCAGACCUUUUACUGUCUCAUCACAGAGCUUGUAAUUGUAAAGACUAGUUUUACCUUAACUAAAGGAAGCAGUUUUUCUCUGGCCCCAAGCACAGCUGCCCAGCAGGGAGGUGAGGCUUUAUGAAACAUUACCCAGAAUGCUAUAAUGCCUUUGUUCUUGUGUGCAGUACAUAGUAUCCUACAGUUAACAGUACAAAGGGGUUUCCUUGAUUUAUAUUUAUCUUUUAUGCUCUGUAUGUCUUGUCAUCACUGUCAUAUUCUUUGUUAUAAGGAAAAAGUAAAAUCAACAUGAGUCACAUUA
This is a messenger RNA of Dicentrarchus labrax (European seabass), 4403 nucleotides long. RefSeq names its product proline, glutamate and leucine rich protein 1 (gene pelp1). The transcript is spliced from 19 exons. NCBI's taxonomy places the organism in Eukaryota, Metazoa, Chordata, Actinopteri, Moronidae. Gene Ontology annotation, cellular component: nucleus. The record is from RefSeq and is a predicted model, not a curated record. Gene Ontology annotation, biological process: rRNA processing. Bases 3 to 3848 code for a protein of 1281 amino acids.